This is a messenger RNA of Ascochyta rabiei, 2565 nucleotides long. RefSeq lists its product as uncharacterized. The record is from RefSeq and is a predicted model, not a curated record. Gene Ontology annotation, molecular function: protein binding. The coding region runs from base 1 to 2565 and encodes 854 amino acids. The transcript is spliced from 5 exons. NCBI's taxonomy places the organism in Eukaryota, Fungi, Ascomycota, Dothideomycetes, Pleosporales, Didymellaceae.
AUGGCGGAUCUUUUGCCCAAGUUCAGAGUCACGGAGCCACAGGUUCGCGCUGUGAGUCCUCAGGAUAGUCACGACGGGAGCAAGUACAUCAACAAAGGCGAGGUUACCAAUGGGAGGCUUGCCACAAAGCUGCGCAGUCCCACUUCACCCCCAGUGCCUGCAAACGAUUCACACAACGGCAAUAGUAGCGAUGGAAGAAGACCGUCUGAAGCAGCCAUAGAUCCACUUUCGGAACAAAUUCUCAAGAGAACGAACACGUCUCCAGCCGUCCAGAAGCUGCGGUCACAGAACACUGAACCUCCUGCGACCCACUCGCAAGCGUCGCUCCAUGAAGCGACUCCGGACAAGAAGCACAGUAACGAGACACCGCGCGACUUAAGCGCCAGUGCAAAGGCAGACAAAAAAAAGGGCGUUUCAUUCCUUAGUCGCCUGAUUGGCAACAAAAAGAAGAGCACCCUCGACGGUGCAAGUGACAAUGGCUCCGAGUUUGGUGAUUAUCGACCCGAGGGUAUGGACGCACAGCUGUACGUUGAUAACUUCGGCUUCAGCCCAAAGCAUCCACAGCCACCGGCAUACAUCAAGGUGCGCACAAAGUUUAAGACUAGAAAGGAGUUUGAUCGCAUGUUUCUGGCACAAGAACUGCGUUCAGGCGCCGACAAGAAAAGUGCUCCUGCUGCAGGGUCCAAUCCAGCUCCUCAGUCCGGAUCGGCGGCGACACAGAAUCCUAUAUGGGCCAUUGAGUUCAGCAGAGAUGGAAGAUAUCUUGCUGCUGGUGGACAAGACAGAGUCAUCCGCGUUUGGGCGGUGCUGUCGAAUGCAGAGGAGCGCAGAUCGCACGAGAAAGACGAAAGCGAUCCUGCAGGUGAGGCAAAGCACCUCAGUGCACCAGUGUUCCAGCAAAAGCCCUUUCGAGAGUACGGCGGCCAUACAGCAACAAUUUUGGAUUUGAGUUGGAGUAAAAACAACUUUAUGUUAUCUUCAUCAAUGGACAAAACCGUACGUCUGUGGCAUGUCACUCGCGAGGAGAACCUAUGCACAUUCAAACAUUCGGACUUUGUCCCAUCGAUUCAGUUUCAUCCUAUGGACGACCGAUUCUUCUUGGCCGGCUCGCUCGACUCAAAGCUCCGCUUGUGGAGCAUUCCAGACAAGAGUGUGGCGUACUCAGCUUCGGUCCCUGAUAUGAUAACAGCCGUAGCGUUCACUCCCGACGGCAAGACUUGUAUAGCGGGCACAUUAGGUGGGCUUUGUACUUUCUACGAUACCGAAGGUUUGAAAUGGCAGGCUCAACUUCAUGCCAAGUCAACCAGAGGGCAGAACGCUAAAGGCAGUAAGAUUACAGGGAUCCAAGCGACCUAUUGGCCUCCUGGUAGCGAGGCUGGAGAAGUUAAACUUCUGGUCUCGAGCAACGACUCACGCUUACGAAUCUACAACAUGAAAGACAAAAGCCUGGACAUGAAGUUCAAGGGUCAUGAAAAUAAUUGCAGCCAGAUACGAGCAACGUUUGUUGACAGCUCUGGGCACAUCGUCUGCGGAAGCGAAGACCGUAAGACGUAUAUCUGGUCGACCAGCACACCAGAAGGCGAAAAGAAGAAUCAACAACCAGUGGAGAUGUUCGAGGCUCACGACUCCAUUACGACAUGCACUGUAUUUGCACCUUUACAAACAAGGCAGUUGCUCAGCGCUUCAGAAGACCCAAUCUACGACAUGUGCAAUCCGCCUCCUGUCACUCUUGUAUCCAGAGCAGAGUCCGUCCAUUCUUCUCGAGCGCCGACGGAGGCUGGAUCAGCACAUCCCACGCCCGCACCAAAUCCGAGCCUUUUCCCGAGAGCGAACGAGAGCCCGGCGUAUCUAGCUCGUUGCGAACAUCGAGGCGGUAACAUCAUCAUCACUACCGACUACAGAGGAUCCUUGAAGGUCUUCAGACAGGAUUGCGCGUACGACAAGCGAAUACGACUGAGAGACACCUGGGAGACUUCGUCCAAGAUCGGACGCCCAAGCAGCAUUCUCUCACGGACCAGUCGCUCCAGGCGAGAUAGUAUAUCAACACAACCACCUAACGAUCGCAUCAUGACAUGGCGCCAAGACAUAUCCCACGGCAGCUUCGACUCAACAGGAUCCAUACGCCGCAAAAGCGGGCGCAGCGUCUCACCUCGCAAAUCAAUGGCCGCACUCAGUCUCAGUUCAGCACGUGCACCCGACUCUCCAUCCCUCAAACCCACCAAGUCACACGACACUACGGACUCAAGACCUGUAGGGACACCUGAAACCCUAAUAUCAAUCGAUCAUACACCCGCACAAAGCACACCCCACUCGGAAGCAAUCACUCCGCCACACUUGCAUCCUCCAGAGCUAACCCAGCCGUCUGAGCGACCGAGUCUUGAAGCCCAUCCUUCCAUUACAAAUCCGCUUGCUAUUGUCAACGGGCAAAGCUGGUUCUUCUGGACAAGUAAAGGAGAUCGCAACAGUAGCCCGCGGCCAAGCCUUCAUCCGCGCAUAAGCCAACUCAGUCAGAUGAGUCGUUUGACAAGUGAGAUGAGCGAUCAGGAAGGGAGUGAGGGUGGUUAA